UCAAUAGUAGGUACGGUAAAUUUGUAUUUCCAAAUCAGAAAAGUAUUCUGGAACGAAUAAGCAAUUGUGGUGAUGGCGUUCGAAAUCUUGGCGAAAAAGAAUUGGAAGGUUAUCAACUUUAUAUAGUCGAACAGUGGGCAUGUGAUAAAAUACGAAGACCUUAUAAUACAAUCAUUGUUUUUACUGGAGACUCGGCACACAAGAUUAAAGCAUGCGUUGUAAUUAUCGAAGAAAAUAAAAUCGAACAUUAUCCAGAAAAGUUAAAGCUGUUGUUUGAUAGUUUAGAGAAAGAUGACAUGACUAGGCCUAAAAAUUCCGGCGAAGAAACUAUUUUUGUCACUAACUUUAAUACAUUUCCCUCAUCAUUGAAUACUAUUUUGGUUCCUGAUGGAGAUUACGAAGAUCAUAAAUUUGAAUUCUUUUUAAACCUUAAUUUAAGAAAAGCUGGAUGUAGUGGCCGAAGUGCCCUUUCUUUGAACCCGCCAACAGACGCGCAAAUAGACAAGUUUAUUCAAACAUACGCAGUUUCGGAUAGCAUACCUUUUAAAUAUGCUGUCUUGGAAUUGGUGAAAUUGGUCCAGAUCUCUUUGUGUAUAUUUGGACUUCUUCCACAGGAUUGUAUGGAUGGAUUGCUAUGUGAUUCGACAGAAAUAGCCUUGAGAGAAUUUCAAAAUACAUACCAUCCUGGCAUAGAAAUAAGAGAUAAUAUAUUAGAUCCAACGUUAGUUGCUGUGAUUUUGACGAAGGUUGUUAGUAUAAGAAAUAAACUUAAUUCUCUUGGAUACCAGGUCGGAAAAGAUCCAUUUUCUGACACGGAUCUAUUUCUUAGCGGAGUUGAAUCUUUUCAAAAUGCAAAAAAAAUCAAUUUUACGCGCAAAUUGGAUGUUAUUACCGUAGAAAAAAUAUAUGAAGCUUAUAGUCGUUUUCGUAACCCUGAUGCAAUAAGAGUUCACAAGGUCUUGAAAUCAAAAUUGGAUGAUAUAAGUACAGGAUCCUCAAAUACAUCAACUGAUAUUGAGACGUGCAAUUUAGAGGAAUUUGGCAAAAACGUUCAAAUUGAAAGGUUAAAAUAUUUGUGGAGGGGCAAGGGGGAUCCCCCGGAACAGUUUUUAGAAACAUAUUGGUUGUUCCAUAAUAGUAGAGAUUUUGGUAAAGAGCUUGGGAAAAGUAUUUUGCGCGGUGUUUCCGGUGUUUCUGGGCGAACGGCGAAAACCGGAGAAGCUAUAAGAGAUGGUGUUCUUGGGAUCAAGGAUAAUGUUACUGGUUCGUUUUCAAUUCUCGUUGAUAAGCGGAAGGAAAAGAAUACAUAUAAAUCAUCAUCAUUACCACCAGACUAUUUCUCACAGAAUCAACAUAACGAAGUUGACAUAUCUUAUAAUCAGGGAACAGGUUUGACUUAUAAUGCAAAUUUACAAAACAGAGGCGAAAAUUAUGUGAGUCCUACUUCGCCUCAUGAAAUUGGGGAUGCCUCUAAAACUGAGUUAUCGAAAGGAAGUGAAAUUAAAAGAACAAGGAGUAAUUCUUUGAGUACUUACGAAUUCAUUGCCGAAGCAAUGUCUACUCGAGUUCUACCAAGUGUUUUUAGGAGAUAUUCAUUCACUAACAUGGAUUUGGCGCGAAAACAAGCCGAUGGAACUUUAAUAUUGCCUCGGCGCAAUUUAGAUGUAGACAUUCAAACCUAUAUGAUCUAUGAUAAUCUCAAACAAAGUGAAUCAUCUUUGAAAAGUUUGGCAGAACGUUUGGAGUCUACUGUAGAGGAAUAUAACAAGCAAAUCGAAGAGUUAACAAAGUCAUAUGAAGAAAGAAUUCAAAAUUUUAAGUCAACAGAAACUGAAGGUGGGGAAGUAUUGGAUAAGCAAAGAAAGUUAUCCAAAAUAGUUUCACAAAUUGGCACUAAUAGUGCAAAAUUAAAUUAUGAGUUAGGUGUAUUAGAGGAAAAACUAAGAGAAGUUGAAGAAUUCGCUGAUACAUUUUGUUUAAAGGUUUGUAGUAUUUAACUUUUUUUUUUUUUUAAAAAAAAAAAAA
Rhizophagus irregularis DAOM 181602=DAOM 197198 is the source of this 2025-nucleotide messenger RNA. RefSeq lists its product as uncharacterized. The record is from RefSeq and is a predicted model, not a curated record. Gene Ontology annotation, cellular component: Sin3-type complex. NCBI's taxonomy places the organism in Eukaryota, Fungi, Glomeromycota, Glomeromycetes, Glomerales, Glomeraceae.